ACGCAGCCCAUAUCACAGGUUACUUACCCAUUCGACUCUCUUUCGCUCUUGAAAGAAUCCCUCCUCAGUGAAUUAACAUGCCGACUUCGCUUGUCACCGGAGGCACAGGCUUCAUCGCCCUGCACGUCGUCAAAAUCCUCCUGGACAACGGCCACGCCGUGCACACCACCGUGCGCUCCCUCCGCAAUGUCGCCAAAUGCCAGCCCCUCUUCGAUCUCCAGUCGCAGUAUCCCGGUCGCCUCUCGCUAUUUGAAGCCGACCUCCUCCAUGAGGGCUCUUUCGGGCCGGCUAUGCAGGUCUGUGACACGGUCUACCACAUUGCAUCGCCAUUCUUAGUGCCCCAGCAAAUCAAGAACGGACGGAAAGAAUGCGUCGAGCCCGCUCUGCAGGGUACGCGCAAUGUACUGGAGUCGGUAGAGAAGUGUCCAAGCGUGAAGCGGGUUGUGCUCACCUCCUCCAUUGCAGCCAUGUACGGUGACUGCAGCGAGAUCCCACGAACACAGAACGGAGCCCUAACGGAGACCUACUGGAACAACACAAGCAGCGAGACAAACAAUCCCUACCACUACGCCAAGGUAGUCGCCGAGCGGGAGGCGUGGCGGCUGCACGACGCCCAGAGCCGGUGGGAGUUGGUGGUACUGAAUCCGGGACUGACGCUGGGCCCACCGCUGACAGGGGCCUCUACCUCGGGCAGCCUUUUCAUGAUCGAGAACAUCUUCAGCGGCGCCAACAAGAUGGGGUGUCCGGAGCUGUACUAUCCCAUCGUGGACGUGCGCGAUGUGGCUGAAGCGCACGUCCGCGCCGGCAGCCAAAGCUUCUCGCCAGCUCCGUCGUCCGGGUCGGGGCCGCGAUGCCGCUACCUACUCACCGCUGGGGACCGCACCCUGAGCUUGCUCGAGAUGGCAGAUAUUUUGCGUCCAAGUCAUCGUGAUCCCCGUCUGCUACCGACGCGGAAUCUUCCGCGUCUGAUGGUAUACAUAGCUGGGCCGUUCAUAGGGGUGUCGCGCCACUGGAUUGCGCAUAAUCUCGGGGUGAGAUUUCGGGUAGACAAUCGCCGGAGUGUGAAGGAGUUGGGUGUGGUGUAUCGGCCGGUGGAGCAGACGCUAAAGGAUCAGUACGAAGCGUGGUUACGAUUGAAGCACGGCGAGUAG
Aspergillus saccharolyticus JOP 1030-1 is the source of this 1151-nucleotide messenger RNA. RefSeq names its product NAD(P)-binding protein. NCBI's taxonomy places the organism in Eukaryota, Fungi, Ascomycota, Eurotiomycetes, Eurotiales, Aspergillaceae. Gene Ontology annotation, molecular function: oxidoreductase activity, acting on the CH-OH group of donors, NAD or NADP as acceptor. The transcript is spliced from 2 exons. The record is from RefSeq and is a predicted model, not a curated record. The coding region runs from base 78 to 1151 and encodes 357 amino acids.